UUCUUUUAAAAGAAACAGAAUGGAGUAGGCAGAGUUGGGGAGCAAAUUGAAUGUUAUAGUUACCAAGUUCAUUCUAACCGCAUGUACUUCCUUGGGCCAGUGCCCAACAUACACUAAUGAGAGAAAAAUCAUGAAAUGUUAAUGCCCCAGUGAUCAUUUUCAACUUGCUUUGCUCCUUGAAACUGAAAGUUCAACUUGUGAUUUUUAUUUAAACUGAAACCUAAAGGAAGUGUAUUAUAACCCUUUCAAAUUACUUUCAUUUUCACUUGCUCAUACAAAAAAAGGUAUUGAGUAUAUACCAAAGCAAACAGUUCCAGAAGCUAUGGCAGAAAGGAGACAAAUCGUGAACCAGCAAGAGCAGGACAUCGGUCACGCUAUGGAUAGUGGUGGGGGAGCGAGCCAAGAAGCAGAAAGCAACAGCUCCGGAAAUCUGCUCAUUCGGAUUAUGUUACCAAUGCUCGGUCAGGGAAAAGAAAGAAAAAUACAGAUCACUAUUUCUCCAAAUGCCACAGGUCUUCAGUUCUACAAUGAAAUCUCAAAGGAGUUACCAAAUAUUGAUGUCGAAAAUAUGGAAUUAAUAUAUAAAGGGAAGUUUCUGGAUAAGUCCAAAAGCCUGGCUCAACAAAAGUUAAAGAACAAAGGAAUGGUCAUGCUCAAGCUGACAAAUAAGGUUGAACAAGAAAAGACAAUAAACUUGUCCAGAAUUAGGAAGGGAGCAGAAGCAUUGGCAAAACGAGGUGGAGAUUUUGAACACCCUCACUUAAAAAUAGUAAACCACAAGGGGGAAAUUAUUGAGGUUCCUGAGGAGAAACGAGUGAUUAUUCUGACAGCCUUGAUUCUGCAUGAAGCUGGCAAAUCUGAUAUGAAGAAAGGGGCCUAUGAACAAGCAUUUGCAUAUUUAACAUUGGCAGAACUUGAGUUCAGGCAAUGUGAUGAGGUGCAGCUCAACAGCAUUGACAACUAUGGAGUACUGUGUCUAGAUAUGGUUUGGUGUAAUUUUCAGCUGAAGAAAAUGGAGUACCUUAAAAAUGCAAGAGAAAAGUUAGAAAAAGCUCAGGAAUGCUUCAACAAAUGCUUUGGAGAAAAUCAGGAACGACUCAGGGAACUUCAGGAUGACAGUGGGAGACAUCACAUACUGUCCCUUCGGCUCUAUGUGCUGUGGGGGGUGUGGUUUUAUCACAACCAGAUGGAGAAAGAUGCUGUGCAGAACCUAAAUAAGGCAGAGAUACUACUGGAUCGUUUGAGAUUGGAUGAUUCAGACGUGGCUGACCUUGUAAAUCAAGGAUUCACCAUCCGGGAAGCUCGACUUGCCUUACGGGCCACUGAGGGCAACAUCGAGGAUGCCAAGAUGUGCAUUAGAAAAAGAAGGGAGAGAGCUCAACAGCAAAAGAGAGAAGUGGAUGAAAGAAGACAGCGACUGAGCAGACGGGCUACAGAGAGUAGUACUGAUGUACCUGAGGAGAACAGGAGGCCUGAUCAGGGAAACCAGAAUUCACUUUCGAACACAAAAGUGCUAACUGCUGAUGAAAACUCGUCUUCAGCCUCACCAGCCCCUUCCUCUCCACCUACAGAUACCCAAGACAGUUCUGAGGUUGAGGACCUUCAAGAAAUCCUGGCAUUACUGCCUGAGGAUAAUGAUGACUACAUCAAUGUGACCUUGGAGGAUGAGGAAGCUGUCAUCUCUUCCUAUAAGGUCUUGCUCACUAAUAAAGGCAGUGAGCUGUGUGAAGAGGCCCCAUCCACCCCAAAAAAGGGAAAGACUGAGCCAGAGGUUAAUGCUCCCCCAUGACACACUGAGAUCUGAACCAGACCCACAGCAGGCUCCAAUGAGUAGCAUUCCCCCAUUUCCCACCUGCUGUGUGAAAGAGUGCAUUAACACAGCUUAGUGUUGCUUAUGCACAGCCUGCUUAAUCCCUGCUGUGAAAAAUUCCAAUUGCUAUGUGUCACUGAGCCCAGAGAGAACAUUUUUAAUGACUAGCCAACAUGUGCAAGUCCAAAUGUCAUUUAGACCUCACCACAAACAGAGAAGCAUGACCCACCCAAUAACCUGGAUGAACUGCAAACGUGACAAAGGCUGUACCCACACCCCCACAAUCAUUCAGGGGGCAUCAACCUUCAUUUCACUUCAAGAUCACUCCAUUACUUUGCACACUCUAUUUUCUCAGGAACAUGUGACCUCCUGAUUUUACUUACAUGUGGGUGAAAUUCAUGUAAUAAUAAUAUAAGUUUAUUCAUGCCUUCUUGUGAUUUUUGCUAAUUCUCCUCCGGGUCCUCCAUUUGGUGUCAUUCACAAUGUUAGAACUUGCUGAGAUUCCCUCCCUAACAGCAUUGUAUUGACAUCAAAUGGAUUGCUGAAAUUCAAAAUAGUGGCUCCCCAGCAGUUCUUCAAGGGUAACUAAAGAUGAACAAUGAAGGUUGGUUUUGCUACCACUACCACACCCAGCUGAAGAGCGUAAAACAAAAAUACACCACUUCUGGUAUGGCACGGUUGUUCAGUGGUUAGUGCUGCUGCCUCACAGCACCAGGGACCCAGAUUUGAUUCCACCAUGGGGUUACUGUCUGUGUGGA
Messenger RNA from Chiloscyllium plagiosum (whitespotted bambooshark), 2568 nucleotides. RefSeq names its product NEDD8 ultimate buster 1-like. NCBI's taxonomy places the organism in Eukaryota, Metazoa, Chordata, Chondrichthyes, Orectolobiformes, Hemiscylliidae. Gene Ontology annotation, biological process: regulation of ubiquitin-dependent protein catabolic process. Gene Ontology annotation, molecular function: protein binding. The record is from RefSeq and is a predicted model, not a curated record.